CUUUUUUUACAGUAGUGUGUGUAUUUGCAUGUGACCAAUGGGGUAUGUUUAUGUAAAUGAGUUCUGAGCACUCAGCUUUGUCUUUUACUACGGAGGAGUCGGAACACCGGGUUCAGACAGAGAGGAACAUUUGAGUCCAGCGAGCAGCUCAGGCUCCUCUUCGAUCCGUGCAGGACACCAAACCGGCUGGAUGUGCAACAUGACUUUAGAAGAAACUGGCGGAGAGGACUCUACAGAAAGGAUGGAAUCGGUGGGUCAAGAUGUGGAGAACGUCCUGAGCUCCGCGUUGCCUCAGGGUUGCAUCAUUGUGGGAGUCUAUGAAGCAGCAAAGUCUCUGAACGCGGACCCAGACAACGUGGUGUUGUGUCUGCUGGCCACAGACGAUGAUGAAGAGGAUGUGGCGCUGCAGAUCCACUUCACCUUGAUCCAGGCGUUCUGCUGCGAGAACGACAUCAACAUCUUGCGGGUGAGCAACAUGAGGCGCCUGGCAGAGAUCCUGGGCGGAGGGAAGCCUGGAGGAGAGCCUGUAGACCUGCACUGUGUUCUAGUUACAAACCCUCAGUCAGCCCUGUGCAAGGACCCUGCACUCAGCAAAGUGAACAGAUUCUGCAGAGACAGCCGCUGUUUGGAUCAGUGGGUACCGGUCAUCAACCUUCCCGAUCGAUGAAACUGGAAUAUUUUUUUGCUUUAUGCAUUCAGGAGGAAAGCAACUGCACCAGGCCCGUGUGAAUGUCUGUGUUGGACUUAUUUGGAACGGCCUCCCUCCCUCCCAGAGAGUAACGGUAAAAGUCAAGGAGGGGGCAAAAAAAAAAGAGAGAGAGAGCAGGAACAGAACCAUUCCAAUGAAUUUACAAGAAAGAGGACGAGCAUCAAGGAAGAGUGAGUCAGCAGUCGGCGUUCCUGGAUUUCCGAGGCAUGGCUGUGUGUCUCUGCCAAAAAAAGAAUUCUUUCUGAGGACACGGAGCCACGUGGGAUGAACAAGCAAAUGCGUGAUCACAUGCACGCGAGUCUGGGGGAAAGCAGGCGACCACUCCGAGAGCCGGACCACGCUGAGCUGGACCAGCUGAUGUAGAACUUCUUCAGCAGCAGCACAUUUAUUUAAUUCUAUUUAAGACUUGAGAGGACAUUUUCUCUGCUUCUUGGUGCCUCAUUAUUUUUAUUUUAUUUUCUCUAUGGGCGUUGCAAUGUCUAGACAUGCCCACGAACUGAUGUUUUUAUGUGUCAUUAACUUAAUAAAUUAAAUUUCCUGA
Molecule: messenger RNA, 1250 nt
Organism: Nothobranchius furzeri (turquoise killifish)
Lineage: Eukaryota; Metazoa; Chordata; Actinopteri; Cyprinodontiformes; Nothobranchiidae
Gene: gadd45ab
Product: growth arrest and DNA-damage-inducible, alpha, b
Biological process (GO): regulation of cell cycle
Cellular component (GO): cytoplasm; nucleus
Source: RefSeq, a predicted model, not a curated record